GAGGAUAAAGCCACCUGGCCCUGGCCCUGCAGCACUGGGAGAGGAGCCCCAGCCCGAGAUUCCCAGCUGCUCCCGUUCUCUGAUCAGGACUGAGCACAGACGACUCACCAUGGAGCUGGGGCUGAGCUGGGUGGUCCUGGCUGCUCUUCUACAAGGUGUCCAGGCUGAGGUGCAGCUGGUGGAGUCUGGGGGAGGCUUGGUGCAGCCUGGGGGGUCUCUGAGACUCUCCUGUGCAGCCUCUGGAUUCACAUUCAGUAGCUACGACAUGAGCUGGGUCCGCCAGGCUCCAGGGAAGGGGCUCGAGUGGGUCUCAGCUAUUAAUAGUGGUGGUGGUAGCACAUACUAUGCAGACUCCGUGAAGGGCCGAUUCACCAUCUCCAGAGACAACGCCAAGAACACGCUGUAUCUGCAAAUGAACAGUUUGAAACCUGAGGACACUGCCGUGUAUUACUGCGCCACAGACACAGUGAGGGGAAGUCAUUGUGAGCCCAGACAAAAACCUUGCUCCCUGGGGCACCCACAGCCCCCAGGGGGUGCUCACGACCCACUAAGGGCAGGGCUGAGCCCCAGGAGCAGGUGCAGAGGUGUGGGAGGAGUUUGUAGUUACAAUCCUUGGUUUCCUUUUAACGCCAGUCAACUCUACUACAGACCCUCUGCUGCUCUGAGAGAGGAGCCCCAGUCCGGGAUUCCCAGCUGCUCCCAUUCUCUGAGCAGGACAGAAAACAGACGACUCACCAUGGAGCUGGGGCUGAGCUGGGUGGUCCUGGCUGCUCUUCUACAAGGUGUCCAGGCUGAGGUGCAGCUGGUGGAGUCUGGGGGAGGCUUGGUGCAGCCUGGGGGGUCUCUGAGACUCUCCUGUGCAGCCUCUGGAUUCACCUUCAGUAGCUACUACAUGAGCUGGGUCCGCCAGGCUCCAGGGAAGGGGCUGGAGUGGGUGUCCGGUAUUUAUAGUGAUGGUAGCACAUACUAUGGAGACUCGGUGAAGGGCCGAUUCACCAUCUCCAGAGACAACGCCAAGAACAUGCUGUAUCUGCAAAUGAACAGCCUGAAACCUGAGGACACGGCCGUGUAUUACUGUGCAGGAGACACAGUGAGGGGAAGCUGCUGUGAGCCCAGACACAAACCUCACUGCAGGGUCACAAGGUGGGUGCCGGGGGCACACAUGACCCACCAGGGGGCGCACCUGAUCCACCAGGUUCAGAGGCUUGAGGAGCCAAAAAGCCCAGAAGACAGACUUAAAGAGCAGGUCAAAGAAAUCAUCGUCCUCUCUCCUGGUGGAAGUGUCCCUCCCUCGGGGACCAAGGCCAUAGGCCAGUAG
This is a messenger RNA of Camelus dromedarius (Arabian camel), 1318 nucleotides long. RefSeq lists its product as uncharacterized. The transcript is spliced from 5 exons. Gene Ontology annotation, cellular component: blood microparticle. Gene Ontology annotation, biological process: immunoglobulin mediated immune response. Lineage: Eukaryota; Metazoa; Chordata; Mammalia; Artiodactyla; Camelidae. The record is from RefSeq and is a predicted model, not a curated record. Bases 110 to 1318 code for a protein of 402 amino acids. Gene Ontology annotation, molecular function: antigen binding.